AUGACUGCCACCACCACCGACAGCACCAGCUGCGGCAGUCAUCCGCGAUGUCGCGCCCACACCGUAGCGAUGUCUCCAGCUUUCUUUUACGUGAUUAUCGGUGUGCUCAUGUGCCUCACUGUGUCGUGCUCUGCUUUAGGCUACGACGCGUCUCUGUACGUGAACAGCGACAUCGCCGUCACUUCUCUUUUUAUGGGGCCCAAGUUGACCAUUGUGAUGAACACCCCACCCAGUAACUUCAGUCCAAACGCCUUCGUCAGGGACCUCUACAACCUCUUCUCGAAAGCCGAUACCUCCAUCAAGAACCUCAGCUCUGUGUCCCUGGUUAACUGGUGCGCCCACGAUUUCUUUACGCUCAACGGAACCCUGUCUUGCCCAGAAGGCUCCAAGGAAAACGACGAAGACUACGGCUUUGUGCUUGCGCAGGUGCAGCUGAGCGGGUGGAACUCCGAGAAGGUGUUGAGUCCGGCCGAAGUGAACCUCUCCUCCCUGCAGGUCUUGAAUACCAUACUCGUCAAAAGAUUCGACGGCACCUAUAACCCUGACAACAACUCGUCCAUGGAUAACAGCAGCUACAUCAUCAACUUCUCCUCCAAUGCGAUGGUCACCUACGCCAUCUUUGGGUUCCUGAUGGUCCUCGUUAUGCUCGCCCUCAUCGGAGUGGCGGUGUGCGUCUGCCUGUGCGACAGCCGCCAGAUCAACCACAACAAGAGCAUUGUGGACCGGGCCAUCCGCACCGUGCACUCAAACUAUCUGGCCGCCCUCUACGGUCGUAGUCACCAGUCGCAGCAGCAGCAAGCCCUGGCGAGCCUCAACGAGCACCUCAACCUGUAUGCCGACAUGCCAAACAACGGGUCUUCUAACCUGCCGCAUGACUCGCAGUACUGGGCGAACUCGACGCGGGCCAACAACAGAUCGUCAAAGGCCAAAAGUAACGGGUGGAAUUACUUGCACCAGGAAGAUGGUAACACCCGCGAGAUGCAGGAGGUGCGCGGCAUGUAG
This is a messenger RNA of Leishmania mexicana MHOM/GT/2001/U1103, 1002 nucleotides long. RefSeq lists its product as hypothetical. The record is from RefSeq and is a predicted model, not a curated record. Bases 1 to 1002 code for a protein of 333 amino acids. Lineage: Eukaryota; Euglenozoa; Kinetoplastea; Trypanosomatida; Trypanosomatidae. The transcript has a single exon.